Molecule: messenger RNA, 1128 nt
Organism: Salvia hispanica
Lineage: Eukaryota; Viridiplantae; Streptophyta; Magnoliopsida; Lamiales; Lamiaceae
Product: NADPH HC-toxin reductase 1-like
Molecular function (GO): oxidoreductase activity, acting on the CH-OH group of donors, NAD or NADP as acceptor
Source: RefSeq, a predicted model, not a curated record
AGUGAAUUGUUCCUCCCUAUAGUCUCAACGGCCGACGUUGAUCCCAGUUAUUUCACGGUCAUAUUUAGUAUUCAGAGUUUGCCUCAAUUUGCUACCGUGAGAAUUAGCAGAAGAAAAGGGAGAUCGAUGAAGAGGAGUGUGAAGGUGUGUGUGACCGGAGGUGCAGGCUACUUAGCCUCUUUUCUCAUCAAGACUCUUCUUGAGAGAGGCUACACAGUUCAUGCCACUUUAAGAAGUCUAGGCGAUGCUACGAAGGUGGAGCUGCUAAAAGGACUUGCUCAUGCUGAGACAAGAUUGAAACUGUUUGAAGCUGAUAUAUACAAUCCAACUGAUUUCGAAGAUGCAAUUCAAGGCUGCAGUUUUGUGUUUCACUUAGCCAUGCCUAUGUUGCACUAUUCGAAUAGUUCUAAGUACAAGAAUACUAGUGAGGCGGGAGUGGAUGCGGUGAAGAUCAUAACUGAGAGUUGCAUUAGAUCGAACACGGUGAAGAGGCUAAUCUACACUGCUUCCAUUAUGGCGGCGUCACCUCUAAAAGGUGACGCCUCCGGCUACGAGGACGUUGUGGACGAGACUUGUUGGACUCCUCUCAAUCUCUCCUACCAAAUGUACUCUGACUAUAUAAGCUCGAAGACCCAGUCAGAGAAAGAGGUGGCACGGUACAAUGGGAAAGGGAUAGAAGUGGUGAGCCUUGCCUGUGGGCUCGUUGGAGGUGAAACACUGCAAUGUUUCACCUCUGCGAGCAUGGCUGUGCUGAUUGCACAGGCCAUGGAUGAUGGGACAUUGUACAAAGGCUUGAGAUGUGUGGAGGAUUUGCUGUCCAAAGUGCCAAUUGCACACAUAGUGGAUGUGACUGAAGCACACAUUUUUGCAAUGGAGAAUUCAGACAUCAAUGGCAGAUUUCUUGUUGCUAAUGCUUUCCUCAAAUCAGCUGAGAUUGCAUCUCUCAUUCAGAAACUUCAUCCAGACAUAACCAUCCCACCAACGUUUGUUGAAGAUACAAAAAGGGAGACCAAAUGGGGUUCAAGAAAGCUGCAAGAUUUGGGAUUCCAAUACAAAUAUGAUGCAGACAAGAUAAUAUAUGACAGCAUUGUUUGUGCCAAGAGACUAGGCAACAUUGUUUGAAUUAAA